Messenger RNA from Bicyclus anynana (squinting bush brown), 5317 nucleotides. RefSeq lists its product as uncharacterized. The record is from RefSeq and is a predicted model, not a curated record. Lineage: Eukaryota; Metazoa; Arthropoda; Insecta; Lepidoptera; Nymphalidae. The coding region runs from base 192 to 3767 and encodes 1191 amino acids. Gene Ontology annotation, molecular function: DNA-binding transcription factor activity, RNA polymerase II-specific; RNA polymerase II cis-regulatory region sequence-specific DNA binding. Gene Ontology annotation, biological process: regulation of DNA-templated transcription. The transcript has 20 exons.
CAAUGACAUUUGAUUGUUUUUCCAAUCUUAGGCGUCGCUUUCCGAUUCCGAUUAGCGAUUUGAUAAAACUUUUAAGUUUGCAGUGGAACAUGAGAUAAUAAAAUUAAUAAGAAUUAUCAACUCUAUUACACACUAUUGUAAUUACGAUAUAAAUAGACCUCUUAUGUGGAUUAGAGAAGGUCUGAAUCAAAAUGAAGUUGAAGAAAGUAAAAUCGGACACUGAGGCAGUGUCACCACCUGCCCCUCAGGCUGAAAUCAUCGAGGCAGACUUAUACAAGCGUUUAUACUUUGGACCGGAUAUCCCAACCCUAGAGUUGGAGUGCUGGGAAGAAGAACUUUCCGAAGCACAAUUGAAUGCAUACAAACAUGCUGGAGAUGAGUACAACAACAUACAAAACAAACUGGAUGAAAUGGUAAAGGAUACUGGGGGACAAGUAGUUUAUAACGGCAACCAGUUCACAGCAUACCAGCUACUUGGCAAGCAACCAGUACUGAAAGAUUUAGAAAGGCAGAGUGCAGAUAUCAUCAGAUCCCGAUCCCGUUCCCUCUCUGUGGUCAAGGAGAGCAAAGAAGUUACCAAAAACAAAAGAGGUAGACCGAAGAAGAACGCGCCACUAUACGCCGAGAAUGAUCGGGACUAUUCUCCAUCACCUGAAAGGAUCAAAACUCCAGAGCCUCGCCACAAGAAGAAGAAGAAGGAUAAAGACAAGAAAAAAGAAGAGAAAGAGAAAAGGAGAGAAGAAGAACCUAAAGAGACCAAGACUAAGGACAAAACAUUGGCACCUUCCAAUGUGCACAGCGUAGUGACGAACGUGCGUCCGUCGGAGGCGACGGCGGUGGGCGGCCUGCUGACGGGCAGCGCGACCAAGGCCACCGCCAUCGUCGACCUCACCCGGGAAGAUCAGAGCAACAAGAAUAUUGCUGACUCACGGGAAGUUUCCUUCAAUAAACUACAAGGCAAAACGUUCCCAUCAUUGGUGGUGGUGGCUCGGCCCUACCUGCGCUCUAAGGAGGCGCCGCCGCCGUCGGACCGCGCGGCGCUGGACGGCAAGGUGAAGUCGGUGCUCAUCCACACGCCCAUGAAGUUCACCGAGUGGCUCAUCCAGCAGGGGCUCGUGCGCUCCGAGCAGCGCUGUGCCGUCCACGCCGGGAACAAGCUCAAACUGGGCAUGUACUCCGAUGUAUCGAAGUUCCCAUACUCCGGUGGCUAUGUGUGGAUAUCGGAAUGCUGUCCCACACGUUUCGUGUCCGUGUUCUCCAGCUCCAUAUUCGAAGGUGCCACCUUCCCUCCGAGCGUGAUCCUCAAGCUGGUGUACCAUUGGGCCUGUCAGACCAACGUCCAGAAUGUGGUCCAGUGGGUCAAAGUGGACAAUUUGUACGUGAAAGGCCUUUUCACAUGGUUGAGAGCUGUUUGCACGUCCGCCAUACACAACCACAUGGGUUUGUUGGGUGGUUCGGGCAAGAAGAUCGAAGUGGGUGUGAUAUCUUUGGGAACUACGAGCCAUGAUGGCACACAGAGGCAGGUUAAAGUUGAAGUUUUGGGUGUUUUGGAUCCUGUUGAGAAAGUGAUCCGUCUUCGCGCUGUCGAGCCUCUAGCGGAAUACGAGAAGAAUUACAAGAAACGUUUCCAGAAGAUCCUGGAACCUCUCACCGGUUGGGUCCAUCCUUCUUCCGUUAUCCUCACCGACCUGACUGUUGACAAAGGCACCCUUAUCUCCAUGGGCUUUAAGACUGUACAUCAGUCAUCGUCGCACUCUGAACAACCAGCGAAACACAGCAAUGCGAACAUCAUGGAGUACUUGAGAAGGAUCGUGCCCAGAAUGUUCCAGAAUACGUUGUCUCUACUGUCGAGGCAGAUUAUACAGCAGUUUUUGGAUGAACUUGUUUGGAGAGAAAAGUUCGGCAUAUCCCCCGGGCAAGCGUUCGACAACAUAGUGGCGCACAUCGCGGAACAAACCAAGCUGGACGCGAAGGACCCCAUCACCAUCCGCCUCAACAAGAUCGCCGCCAACCCCUUCAAGAACUGGAAGUUUCCCACUAAGAAAAAUAAAAACGAAGAUCCACCGGAGCCUGAAGUUCGUGGCAAAAGAAAUAGAAAGAAGAAGGAGCCGUCGCCCGUACCCAUACCGCCUCCCAAGAAGAGAAAGAAGGAGAAGACCACCUACAUAGAUGAUGACGAGGAUGAAGAGAUUCCGUUAGCUCUUCGUCGCACUAAAAUCAAGCAAGAGAAGGAGAAAGAGAAGACCAAAGUGGAGAAAGAGUCGGAGCCGUCGGGCGCGCCGACGCCGACGCCGCGCGGGCGCCGCAAGACUGUCCGUUCGUACGUGGACGACGACCUCGACCUGGACGACGUGCCGCUCAAGAGCAUCAAGAAGGAGAUCAAGCCCGAGGAGACGGUGUCCUUGGAGAGGUUCUACUACGGACAGACGAAGGAGGAUGCUGUGGACAACAUUGCUAUUGCGGUUUUGUGUCCCAUCUGCCACGUGGAGUUCAACGAAAGCCUCCCGCUCAUGGAGCACAUAUUCAAGCACCUGGUGCCGUCGCCCGCGGGCUGCGACGCCGCGCCGCAGUGCCGCUACUGCCUCGCGCGCUUCGCCACCGACGACGAGGUGGCCAGCCACUUGAACAGCGCGCACCCCAUCGGCACCAAGGCGCCCGACGUCUUCACCUACGCUUGCCUCAUCUGUGAGGUCCGUUUCGCGGCGGUGCUGACGCUGGCGACGCACAUGCAGAAGACGCACAUGCCGCGCGAGCUGCCGUACGCGUGCGGCGCCUGCGCCUACCGCAGCUCCGCGCACCGCGCCACCGUCGACCACCAGCGCGCCUGCCACCGCCGCGCCGCCGCGCUCUGCUGCCCGCACUGCUUCAAGGUGAUCCCGGUGUACGCGGACGGCUACGAGCUGACGGCUAACGUUUUGCUGUACGUCGAGCACCUGAAGCAGCACCAGGACAAGGACCUUGAAGUGAAGUGCAACCGCUGUGUGCUGAAGUUCGUACAUCUCGGGCAACUGAAAGAGCACCAGAUCCGCGAUCACACCAGCGUGGAAGACGCCAUUCCGCUGUGCUCUGAGGAACAUCUCAUCAACCAGCCCAAGAACAAAGCCCGUCCGCCAGUGAAAGACUGCGCGAACCACAACAUCAGCGAGACAUACGAGGGCGUGACACUAGUGCUGCCCGCCGGCGCCGUCUGCCGUGAGUGCGACACGCCGCUCGACACGGACAAACAUUUCCUAGGGCGCACGACGUGCAGCAAGUGCUGCUACGCGACGUCGUGCUACCGCGGCAUGCUGCGCCACAGCGGCUACUGCGCCGGCCCGCACUCGCUGGAGACGGCGCCGCGCCGCGCGCCCGCGCGCCUGCACUGCGUGUGCGGGUACUGCACCGACAUCGGCACGGACAUGUUGUCACACUUGCUGGUGACUGGUCACACGAGCGCGUACUCGUCUGAAGAAGAAGCUCGCGCCAACAUCGUUGGUGGGGAAACCUUCUCUAAGACUGUGGACGAGGCUGUCGACUCUGCGGUGGAGAGCAUGCCGGCCGCCAUACCGGACUACGCGCCCCCGUCGGUGAUCAACACGCAGCUGUCGCUGGAUGACCUCGCGCCGCCCUCCGUGCUGCAGUCCGAUCAGCACGAGCAAGAGUUGCUGAAGGACACGUACGACCGGCCGCUGGCCACGCCGCGCCACGAGGAGCCGCACUACACGCUCGGCGACUUCGAGCCCCUGCCGCAGGAGCCGCCGCCGCAACCUGACUUCGAACAACUCUAAUAUGCACUACGUUCAUAAAACAAGUACUCUAAGUAACUUACUGACGACUAAUGAUGAUGAAAAUUAUUCUAUAUUACUUCUUAGUGUAUAUUGAAUACAAAUAAAGUAAGGAUUUCUCAGAUUUCAAAAUAUAAUCCUUUAGUAGCGUAGGAUUUAACUUUGCCAGACGUCACAAUGAAUUUAUGUUAUGUUAUGACUGACUUUGAAUAACUCUAAUAUGCACUACGUUCAUAAAACAAGUACUCUAAGUACUCUAAGUAACUUUCUGACGACUAAUGAUGAUGAAAAUUAUUCUAUACAGCUUCUUUGUCUUUGUGUAGGUAUAUUGAAUACAAAUAGGGAAGGGAUUCUAAGAUUUCAAAAUAUAAUCCGUUAGUAGCGUAGGAUUUAACUUUGCCAGACGUCACAAUGAAUUUAUACUAUGUUAUAGUAGGGGAGCCCGGGAUGCUAAUUUUGCAGUUACUACAACGUCAUUGGAAUCAAUUAGAUUUGGUAGAUUAGAUUAAAGAAAGAAUAAAUGGUUAUAUACUUUUAUCGCUUUCAACUGUGGAGAAAAAAAGCUACAGACUUUAAAGACAAUUUUUAUUAUUUGCUUACUGAAAUCAUCAGUAAACAUGAGCGAUUAUUCAGAAGAUUAUCUCAUUCUAAAAUAAGUAAAAAAAUAAAUACGACUGUGGCUCGAUCACAGAAAUAUAAGGGUUUUAUUUUGUAACUUUGGAAUCCUCCCAUUCCAUUAUGUUGCGCUCAAAUCGUCAGAUUUUCGAAAUGUACAUCUUUUAGCUAUCAACUCACCUACCUUAUCUUAAUCUGACGUGCUGAUUGAGUAUUUCUGAAGUUUGUUUUUUUUUUGGUUGCCCUAAUCACACCCACCAAUAUUAAGGGUUCGUACUUGAUGGAGGUACUGAACAACGUGCAAGGGAUACUCCAUUAUGUUCAUUUGCCGCGCUCGAAUAACUACCAAAAUCCUCUCUUCGGCUCCCCUACUAUUUGUUUUGUCUAUAAAACAGUGAACACUAUGUAUGCUUAUAAUAAGUUAGUAAUUUGGAUGACUUUCCAUGUUACCAUAAGUCGUGUGCCUAUUUCAAGCAAGAAUUAAAAUUUCAAGAAAAAAAAUCCAUUUUGAAAAGUUGUUCAUAUAAGUUACUUUGAUGUAAGGUUAUGACGCUUUGACUAAGCUUGAAUUUAAUUCAAUACUAUAAUAAUGGAACUAUACUAAUAUAAAUAGAAUGUGUUUUGACUAGACAUUUGGUGAAAUUAAAUUACACAGGUAGGUAUGUAGAAUAUUAGUUUAUUACAUUAUAAUAUAAUACAAAGUUAUUAUAAAUAUUUUUCUAAUUAUAGCAUUUGAUUUUAAUCAGAAUUAUGUUAAGUAUCUAGAAAGAAGAAAAUUAUGUUAAAUAUAACAAGCAGCUGAUGUCUGAUUUGUUUCAUAUAACUUUCACAGAAGUAUAUUUUUGUUAUAAGAAAUACUACUUGUAUUUAAUUAAGCAUUAUUAUCUUUAUUUUACUUAUGGAUGUAGGUUAUUAUAAAAAUAAAUAAUUUACAAUUA